Messenger RNA from Galendromus occidentalis (western predatory mite), 1087 nucleotides. RefSeq lists its product as uncharacterized. Bases 51 to 713 code for a protein of 220 amino acids. NCBI's taxonomy places the organism in Eukaryota, Metazoa, Arthropoda, Arachnida, Mesostigmata, Phytoseiidae. The record is from RefSeq and is a predicted model, not a curated record. The transcript is spliced from 4 exons.
UGCUGAUAAUUCCAUUUGGACGAUCGGUGUCCGCGCCGAACCUAUUAAGCAUGUCAGACGACCCCGCGGCGGCCUAUCGACGUGCACUGAACGGAUAUAAUAAUAAGUGUGCGGCGGGGUACUUCGAUCUGAGUGUGCAGCCAAGGCUGGAAUUCUUUGCGCAUAAGAAUACCACCCGGCGUUCUCGACUUGAGAAUGAGCUACAAUGCGAUGGCUGCAGGGGAAGUGGCCUCCCUUCCCACGUCAAUUGUACAAACUCCAAUACUGACGGACACCAAACGCACGCUUGGUCGUGUGUGGGGACUUUUUCGGAUCCGGCUUUCGUCGUGUCCUCGGAUUUCGAAAUCGACUGCGAGAGUGACGACACCCUGCGUGACGAUUGCGUCAAAGCAGGUUCCUGCGUGCUGAGAUUCCACACUGAGCGCCGAUAUGCGGGAGUAGAUUGGCUCUUACUCUUCCUCGUCUCCCAUGUCCUUGUGAUUCUCCUCGUCGUCGUGGCCCUCAGGGCACGAAAAAAAAUGAUGUCGAUGCGGGCCGAGCGGAGGGCCACUGACCAUCACGAAAGUUGCAUCGAUAUCAUAGAAGAACGACGUCGCGGUAGGGAAGAGGCGAGACGACUCCGGGAGCUGCCCCAAACCGCUGGUGCCGACUCGCAAGAUUGCCAAGCAGAAUCGCGGACAUUGAUCGCCAUGAAAGCUCUCGCAUCUGAAUAGCGAGAGCUCGGUAAUAUCGAGAGAAUCUCACUCACGAGUUGAGCAAAAACUCUCCGAAACGGGCGAUACGAGUACCUAGAUAAGCCCUCGGUGCUCACAGGUGCGGAGAGCUUUCUCUUCCGACCAACCUGUCAAUGAAGCCCCUGGAAAGCCCGAGAAAUCUUCUGAAGUCGACCUUCUGAACUCUCGACGGCCGUCUGAAACCCUGGAGUGGAAAGUCGCGUCCGAAACGAGGCCAGGUUCUGAGGCACCUGAUGGAUGAGGAACCCUCAUUGGAGAGAGGACAAUCAAAAUUACGGCCGCUAUCCUGCCGGAGAGGGGGAGUUCGAGGCUCCAUGAGGAUUUGCGAAAUACAACGAAUAUUUGUAGGUAGA